Molecule: messenger RNA, 321 nt
Organism: Funneliformis mosseae
Lineage: Eukaryota; Fungi; Glomeromycota; Glomeromycetes; Glomerales; Glomeraceae
Source: the annotation of a GenBank genome assembly
AUGUCUUCUCACCAAGUUGACGCUAAUGGUUUUCAAGGUUCUCAAAGCUAUAAAAAUAACCUAAACUUACAAAAAUACAGACCUUUAGUUCCAAAGUUACCAUAUACUCAAAUGUUAGGUACUCAAGUAUUAAAACCAAGUACUCCGAUAGUAGCUGCUGAUAUAAACACUCAAGUAAUAGAAAGGUCAAACAUUAUCAUUGAUACUACUACAAGGGAAAGACCAAAUGAUUAUGAUUCAUUGCAUAAAACUAAUGUUCUUCAGCCUAAGGAAAAUACUGGUUUUUUGUUACAUGAUGUUAACUCUGAACUUGAUCCCUGA